AUGAAGAGAGUAACACUUUUUGUCAAUGGAAACAAUAUUUUAAAUGGCAAGGUGGCUGUGAUUUUAUUCAUAUUUUUUCAAUCAAAAUUUAUUCAGGUAUUUAAUCUAAGCAAUUCAUUAGAUGAAUUGUUAAUAGCAGCCAGCUCAAAAUUUAACAUUACUGUAAAAAGAAUAUUUAAUGCUCAGGGUGGAGAAAUUGAUGAUAUAAACCUAAUUCGGGAUGAUGAUGUUUUAUAUGUUUCAUGUGGAGAAGAUUUUAUUCCAAAGGAUAAGCUUUGUACCCAGAGUCAGUUAAAUACUUGUUCAGAAUGGAUUACAUUGAAUGUUGGUGGAAAAUAUUUUACAACAACUAGAGAUACUUUGACAAAAAAUGAACCAAUGAGUAUGUUGGCUAGAAUGUUUACAGACACUACAGGCACAGAACAGAGAAUCUUACCUAGCCGACAAGAUAAAAAUGGUGCAUUUCUAAUUGAUAGGAGUCCUACUUACUUUGAACCAUUGUUAAAUUACUUAAGACAUGGACAAAUAAUACUUGAUGCCAAUGUGAAUGCGGCAGGUGUUUUGGCAGAAGCACGUUUUUAUGGAUUAGAAGGUGCUAUUAAUAUAUUAACUGCAAUGGCAGAUGAAGAGGAACUUCAAAGAAGUGGUUUGGUAUCUUUUACUCGUAAAGAUGUACUUAAAGCAAUUAUGUCAACAUCUACAACUUCAGAACUUAGAUUUCAAGGUGUUAAUUUUGUUGGUGCUGAUUUAUCAAAGUUAGAUCUUAGGAAUAUAAAUUUUAAGUAUGCAAUUAUGCGUGGCUGUAGCUUAGCAGGUUCAAAUUUAUCGGGUUGUUGUUUUGAACGAGCAGAUUUGUCUCAUGCAAAUCUACAAGGUGCUCAGUUAAUUUGCGUCAGAAUGCUAUGCGCAAAUUUAGCCGCUGCCAAUCUUCACUCGUGCAAUUUUGAAGAUCCUUUAGGUCAAGCUGCCAAUAUGGAGGGUGUAAAUCUUAAAGGUGCCAAUCUUGAAGGCAGUAUUAUGGCUGCAGUAAAUCUUAGGGUAGCAACAUUGAAAAAUGCUAAUUUAAAAAACUGUAUUCUUAGAUCAGCUAUUUUAGCUGGUGCUGAUUUGGAGUGUUGUGACUUAUCGGGAUCUGAUUUGCACAAUGCAAAUUUACGUGGUGCCAAUUUUAAAGAUACUGCGUUUGAUUUGAUGUUAACACCCUUACAUAUGUCUCAAACGAUACGAUAAAUGUGGCUUAGGUUUUGUGAUGUAGAUAUUUAUUUAAUGUAUAGGAAAAUAACAAUUUUAGUGAUAUCGCUUUUAUAGGUACACGAUAUGCUUAACAGUUAAUGCAAAGUGUGCGCCGAAUUUUGUGCUUUUGGGCGUAUUUGUUACGUCAAAUUAUUUUUGCAUCGUAGACU
Eufriesea mexicana is the source of this 1403-nucleotide messenger RNA. RefSeq names its product BTB/POZ domain-containing protein KCTD9. Gene Ontology annotation, biological process: intracellular signal transduction; protein homooligomerization. The coding region runs from base 1 to 1230 and encodes 409 amino acids. The transcript is spliced from 8 exons. The record is from RefSeq and is a predicted model, not a curated record. Gene Ontology annotation, molecular function: protein binding. Lineage: Eukaryota; Metazoa; Arthropoda; Insecta; Hymenoptera; Apidae.